This is a messenger RNA of Actinia tenebrosa (Australian red waratah sea anemone), 726 nucleotides long. Its product is annotated as NADH dehydrogenase [ubiquinone] 1 beta subcomplex subunit 8, mitochondrial. Lineage: Eukaryota; Metazoa; Cnidaria; Anthozoa; Actiniaria; Actiniidae. Gene Ontology annotation, cellular component: respiratory chain complex I; mitochondrion. The record is from RefSeq and is a predicted model, not a curated record.
UCCGACUUUAUAGCAGUAUCCCGGAUUGACUUACACGGUUCGCAAGAGUUUAUGGGAAGGUUUCCAAAAUGGCGUCUCGAGCUGUUGGUUUAGCUCGUUUGGCCAACAAAUUUAGUCCUUCUUCAAUUAUUAGAUGCAAUUUUCUACGCCACAGAGCAGUUGUUGCAGGUUAUCAUACUGCUAAAUCCAAUCCUCCGCUGCCAAUGCCAUUUGACGACAACCGUAAUGUUCCAACCAAGUGGGAUGACGAUGGUUUAGAUCUGGGAGAUUAUCCUAAUCUACCUUACAUUUCUUACCAGAGAAGGCCGCAGUCUGAUUGGUGGGAUUUCCAAGACAGGAGGAACUACGCAGAGCCUAUACAUGAAGAUGAGGAUGCCUUAAACAUUUGGGUUUGGCAAGAAGUUGAAUGUAAUGACAGGUAUACCAAAACUGAGGCUCUUACCCAUUUGCUAAUUGCCUUUGGCUUGUUGGGAGGUGUUUAUUAUUUGUCAUAUUUGUAUGAUGCUCCUUCAAGAAAUCCUGCCAUUCCAAGAGAAAUGCCAUUCAAUAACCUUUACUUGGAGAGGGGUGGUGAUCCUGAUAAAGAUCCUUCAUUGGACAAAGGAAAAGUUCAUAAUACUUUGUUUGGUGCAUGAUGAAAAGGAAGUUCAAUGAAGUAUAUUGAUGUUUUUUGUAAAUAAAGUUUUAUUUCUGCUACUAAGAAUAAAGAUCAGUUAUGAUGUUGAA